Messenger RNA from Stereum hirsutum FP-91666 SS1, 1095 nucleotides. Its product is annotated as GroES-like protein. The record is from RefSeq and is a predicted model, not a curated record. Gene Ontology annotation, molecular function: oxidoreductase activity, acting on NAD(P)H. NCBI's taxonomy places the organism in Eukaryota, Fungi, Basidiomycota, Agaricomycetes, Russulales, Stereaceae. Bases 1 to 1095 code for a protein of 364 amino acids. The transcript has 5 exons.
AUGCAAAGGGCAAUCCAGCUCACCGCUCCAGGUGCCCCUUUUGUCCUCGGCACCCGCCCUAUUCCCCGACCCAAAUCCGGAGAACUCCUCGUGAAGAUCCUCACCACUGCUAUAAAUCCUUGCGACUUGUACAUGCAGGCCCGUGGAUAUCCAGGGCCUAUUCCCAAGCCAUGGCCGAACGUGUGUGGAUGGGAUGCAGCGGGAGUGGUAGAAGAGAUCGGGGAAGGAGUCCAGGGAUUCGUGAAGGGAGAUCGUGUUAUGUAUUCAGGAGACUUCGAUGAUGACAGAUACACGUUCCAGGAAUACGGGAUUACCGUUGCGGCCACGACAGCCAAGAUCUCCAGUGGUCUGUCUCUAGAAGAAGCGGCGACGUUUUCUACGGGUCUGUACACCGCCGCGAGCGGACUGUACGGAGAGCGUGCCACCGAGCAUCGAAGAUGGCAUGGUGGGGCAGGCCUCGUCGCUCCUUGGGAUGGAGGAGGUAGAGGGAUGUACAAGGAUGAACCGAUCAUUAUUACAGGCGGUGCAGGUUCUGUUGGGCAAUUCGCGAUCCAACUCGCGAAACUAUCUGGCUUCAACCCAAUUAUAACGACGGCCUCCGCACACAACGAAGCAUAUUGCAAAUCCGCCGGGGCGACGCAUGUGAUCGAUUAUCGCACCACGCCCUACUCUUCCCUUUCCUCAGUGGUCUCCUCCAUCCUGCUCGACACCUUCGGAGACGCGCACAAACCAAUCAAGACGAUUUUCGACACUGUCUCCAUCGCUGAAACCAAUAUCGCCUGUUGGUCCAUUCUCGCCUCCGGUGGAACGCUCAUCAUCACUUUGCCGCCCUCGAAGGAAAUCGGUAAUUAUGGAUUAGGCGCGGAAAAGAAUCAGGAUGGAAAAAGUAACGAUACACUGGGGGAUGUAAGGCUCGGAGAGAGGUUGUUCGGGGCGUUGGACAAGAUGAUCAGCGAGGAAGAUUUGAUGCCGAAUAGACUCGAGGUGCUGGAAGGUGGUUUGAGUGCGAUUGAGGGUGCAGCGAGGAGGAUGGAAGGCGGAGGUGUCAGUGGGCUUAAGUUGGUGGUGAGGGUUCCGGAUACUCCGUCGUUGUAG